Bipolaris oryzae ATCC 44560 is the source of this 843-nucleotide messenger RNA. RefSeq lists its product as uncharacterized. Lineage: Eukaryota; Fungi; Ascomycota; Dothideomycetes; Pleosporales; Pleosporaceae. The record is from RefSeq and is a predicted model, not a curated record. The transcript has 2 exons. Bases 1 to 843 code for a protein of 280 amino acids.
AUGGCGCUACAAUAUCCCCAAACCGGCACAACACCACCAUGGACACAAUCACGUAAUCAAGACGACACCGCAAUCGGCUUCCUGGACCUCCCGCGCGAACUCCGCGAUCUCGUCUACGACUUCGCCUUCCGCAUCCAAGGCGCCCUCCUCAUCUACACACGUGACCCGACAGCCGCGCGGCUCGUCGCCCGGGCAAUGAACAUCCAGCACGCCGGCCGCGGCCCCAGCGCCCCGCAACCCCUAGUCAACGGCGCACUCCCCGUCGCCCUACUCCGCACGUGCCGUCAGCUCAAUGCCGAAAGCAGUCCCAUCUUGUACUCUGCCAACGUCUUUUCCUCGUGGAACGCCCGGCUGCUCGAGCUGAGUCUUGCGCAUCGGAAUCUACUGGUCCGCCAUAUUGUUAUGGAGGCGAGUCCGAGGGGCAUCUUUGAUAGGAGUCUCGAACACGUAAAGUAUUGUUGGAAGAAUCGGUUUUGGCCCGAGAUUCUGAAGAGUGGGAAGGCGCUUUUGGAUUGCUUUCCGAAUCUUGAAUCUUUGACUUUUUCGCUGAAGCCGCCGAGGGGGGAUGAGCUGUGGCGACCUGGGUUUUUUGCUGUGGGCGGCAAUAAGACGAGGGAGCAGCGGGUGGGGAUUGUGGCGUUGUGGAUGAGUUUGGGUUGCUGUUGGGCCGAUGCGGAUCAGGGGUUGAAGGCGUGUUUGCAUUUGGAGAUGGGGAGGCAGCCGGCGAGGAUUGCGAGGGGCGAGUUUGUGGGGUCGAAGUUUGCGCCCGAGGAGGAGGAGGAUGAUGGGGUGUGGGAUUAUACCGAGUUUGCGGAUGCAUUUGAUAGGAUGAAGGGGUUUUGA